Molecule: messenger RNA, 946 nt
Organism: Aplosporella prunicola CBS 121167
Lineage: Eukaryota; Fungi; Ascomycota; Dothideomycetes; Botryosphaeriales; Aplosporellaceae
Exons: 2
Coding region: 48-920 (290 amino acids)
Biological process (GO): glutamate metabolic process
Molecular function (GO): D-glutamate cyclase activity
Source: RefSeq, a predicted model, not a curated record
CUCUAUCAUGGCAUUGUCAUUUUUUACAUCCCCUCCACGUUUUGUCCAUGUCUUGUCUUCCAGCAAAAAUCAGCACUGGUCUUGAAGCCAGGUUGGCCGCGUGCGAAAACACGAUUUUGUCCACGUCUGGCAUUGCACCUGGUUAUCUUCAAGCAAAUUUAAUAGUUCUUCCUUCACGAUUCGCAGCGGACUUUCGUCUUCUUUGCUUUCGCAACCCUGUACCUUGUCCUCUUCUGGCAGAAUCUGCAAGCGUUGGCAACCACUCAUACUUGAAAUCGUGGAUGAAGGAUAUUGCCGAUGAUAAGGUUGCGCAUUGCAUUGACAUCAGAACAGACGCGCCUAGAUAUAUGGUUUACAGAGAUGGGAAGCUACUCAAGGCGAAAUGUAAAGAUCUUACAGAGGAAUGGACCGAAGAUCACGUUGCAUUCUUGAUUGGCUGUUCAUAUAGCUUCGAGACCGCGCUCGCAGCCGCAGGAUUACUUCCGAACCAUACAGUGUGGGGCCGAGUUGUUCCAAUGUACCGCACAAACCUCCCGCUUUGUCCAGCCGGCGUUUUCACUGGAAGUACAUAUACUGUCUCAAUGAGACUAUACAAAAAAAGUGACGUUGAGAAAGUAAGGGGUAUAACAAGGCCAUACGUGGCAACUCAUGGAGAGCCGAUUGCCUGGGGCUGGGAAGCUGUCAGGGUUCUGGGAGUAUCUAAUAUCAAUAGGCCAGACUGGGGAGAAACACCUUUUACCGCUGAAGGUAAGGCUUUGGAAAUUGGAGAUAAGGAGAAUGUGCCUGUUUUCUGGGGUUGUGGUGUGACGCCUCAAGAGGCUGUCAUGAGAGCGAGUUUGCCCGGUGUUGUUAUGGGUCAUGCUCCGGGCCAUAUGAUUGUGUUAGAUGUAAAGGAAAACCAAGUCAUAGAGCACACUUGAAAAAUAAAUCACUUUCCUAUAUGAAA